Messenger RNA from Sphaerodactylus townsendi, 2314 nucleotides. It is a transcript of the gene PACC1, whose product is annotated as proton activated chloride channel 1. Gene Ontology annotation, cellular component: cell surface. The record is from RefSeq and is a predicted model, not a curated record. The coding region runs from base 121 to 1155 and encodes 344 amino acids. Lineage: Eukaryota; Metazoa; Chordata; Lepidosauria; Squamata; Sphaerodactylidae. The transcript is spliced from 8 exons.
UGAAAGGGUAUCUGCAACUUGUGCCCCGCCUCCUUGGCUGGCUGAUGUUUAGCCCGCAGCUGUGGCAUAUUAGCCCGUGCAGACUCUAGCUGCUGCGUCCCGCUCCUCUUCCCACCUGCCAUGGCUAGACAAGAGAUCUCCGCAUCUUACGAGGAGCUUAAUGAAGAUAUGGAACAAGUAGCUUCUGGCCUAGUGGCAGGAAUAGAAGAAGUGGAUGAAGACGAUAUCAGGUCAACUAUCCUUCCAGACAGCAGCAGCGGUUCAGUGCGUUUCAGCAAGUCCUGCCUGAAGAAUGUCUUCUCAGUCAUUCUUCUCUUCAUUUACCUCCUGCUUAUGGCUGUAGCUGUUUUCCUAGUCUACCAAACCAUUGCUGACUUUCGAGAAAAGCUCAAGCACCCUGUGAUGUCCGUCUCUUACAAGGAAGUGCCUUUUUAUGAUGCUCCUGGCAUUGCCCUCUAUCCAGGCAAGGCUGAACUGCUGACCUGUAAGCAUCAUUACUAUGAUUAUAUUUUGCCUCUGGUCAACCCAGGUCAGCCAGGAAAAAUUGAAUGCACUAUUCAAAGAGUCAACUACACAGAUCCCUUUACUAAUCAAACCAAGAAACAUGCUGUGAUCGUCCAAGGACCUCGUGAUGUGAAGAAACGGGAACUGGUAUUCAUGCAGUUCCACCUAAAUGAAACAGACCAGGAUUUCAGCGCAAUAGACUAUCUACUCUUUUCCUCUUACCAAGAAUUCCUCAACAGUCCAAACAAGUCAGAAUUUAUGAAGAGGCGUGAAACCUCCUACUCCAGCUGGAAAUUCUCUGGUGGUUUUCGAACCUGGGUCAAAAUGUCUUUGGUGAAGACGAAAGAAGAAGAAGGCAGAGAGACAGUUGAAUUCAGACAGGAGAUUAGUGUGGUUAACUACAUUGAACGGAGGACACAGGCAGUGGGAGACCAACUGUUUUUUGUGGUGUUUGAAUGGAAAGAUCCUUUUAUCCAGGAAGUUCAAGACAUUGUAACAGCAAAUCCCUGGAACAUGAUAGCAAUUCUCUGUGGCAUCUUCUUGGCUUUAUUUAAAGCAGCUGAUUUUGCUAAACUAAGUGUGAAAUGGAUCAUAAAAAUCCGAAAACGGCACCUCAAGAGAAGAAGUCAGGUCCUGAACCAUAUCAGCUGAGGACCAUCAAUACUACUGGGAAAGUUCUGUACUCCACUGGAUAAUCAAAUGACUUGAAGGUAAAUCAGUAUGGAAGCAGUUGACCUGCACAAAGAAACUGCAUUGUCAGGCCUACUUGUUUCACUGGAGUAUCACAUCCAAACGCUUGAAGUUUUGGAAGAUCAACUUUGAAAGAACUCCUGUCCAGGUUCAAUCUAUUUUUAUAUGUCAGCUUCUUUACCAAGUGAUGACAAAGUAGAAUGUAGUUAACCUUUUGUAAUAGAAUGUACAAUCUAGUAUUUACAGGCAAGUCUUUAUGGGUAAAGCAAAAUUAAGACUUGUUUCUAAGUUAAGAUUCCUGCCCAUCUUAAAGCUGGUUGUCUCUACCAGGAAACCCAAUGGUAAUUAGUUAAUCCUGUGGUCUGAGGUUGGGCUCCAGCAUUUUCAAGUUAAUAUCUCAGGGAGAAAGAUGCCUACUUCAAGGCCCAAGGGGUUCUUGGCUUCAAGAUGUGCUUCAAUUAGAGUGAACAUUACCAAGAUAAGUGAACUAUUGGCCUGAUCCAGUGUAAGGCCGUAUGUUACAGAUCUGUUCCUACAUGGCUGUGUUGAACAGGCUUAUCAGGAGGGGAAAGCAUUGAUGCUCCAACAUCAGCUGGUUUGGCUCACAUCUUGUUUUCCAAUGGCAGACAAAUAAUUAUUUGUUCACCAUUCAGCAAGUUGCUUCACUCUAUUCCUUCACAACAGGGCAAGCAGUUUUUUGUACAGACAUUUUCCCCACUGUGUACCAUUUUCCCCACUGUGCCACUGGAGGGCUUUUUUUAAAAAAAAUGGUAAUUUCUAUUUCACACUAACAUUCUAAUGAGCUAUUGUGAUAAUCUCUACACUCCCUAAACUAAAUCUCUAAACUCCAAAGCAGACAUUUAAUGCUAACCAAACAGACUGGAUGAAAACUCACACCCGCUGGUCACACCUGCAAACACGGUAAGUUUGACCAUCAAACUUCUUGUUAAGACACAAUUUGCAGUAUCCAAGAAUAUCACUAAUAUGGAGUGCUAAAGGUUUGCACUGUUUCAGAGAGGUAAAUGGUCAUAAGGAUCCAUUUCUGCAGGACAGAACACUGAAAGCGCUGGAAUUUAAUCAAGCAUUCCGUUGUGAUUAAAAAUGUACAUGUUUAAAGUGU